AUGCUCGCUAUCCCGAUCGGAUCGCGAUCAGCAGGAUCGCGAUUCGAUCGCGAUCCAUUCUGUGAACGUUCUGGUAAACUUCUACAUGGAUUUGAAGAUCAGGAGAUGGAAAGAAUUGUAGUUAGAGCUAUGAGGAAGAAUGUCUGGCGUAUGAAUGUCUGGCGUAUGAAUGUCUGGCGUAUGAAUGUCUGGGAUAACGUUCGAGGACAGGGUAUGGCUGUACAAGGAGGCACCACAGAUAUCAGAAAUGUCGCUGAAGCUGCGAGCAAGGGAAACUGGCGGAAGGUUAUACAUCUGGUGCAACAAGGAGAGAACGUGAAUUGUGUGGAUCGAAUCUUCAGUUAUACAGCCCUACAUCAUGCUAUCGAGUAUGGAAAUUCAGAUAUGUGUUUGUUCUUGCUGUCACAAGGCAGGAACAUGUCACGGGACAUCAUGUUACAGUACUUCAUAUUACCGGACUUCAUGCCACUACGCGACAAAAAACGCCAAAGCCUGAACAUCAAUCAGAAAGACAUGUAUGGAAAUACGCCGCUUCAUCUCGCUGCUUAUCGUCAUCAUGUCUAUAUCUGUCGACUGUUAGUUUCUUACAGAGCUGAUGUUACUUCUGUUAACAAUAAAGGUCAAACUCCUCUUCACACAGCUGUUGCUAGCAAUUGCCCUACAUUUGGGCUGCAUCCACUCAUAACAAACCAGAGUGUGAAUGUGGCAGAUCACCAUGUGGAUAAAGAUGGAAACCAAUCACUACACCUGGCAUGUGAGGCUGCUUUAACGUCAAUAGUUCAACGUCUGUUGGGUUGCAAUGCUGAUGUGCUUGCUACAAAUAAUUCUCAUCAAACUGCUCUUCAUAAGGCAGCUUGUAGCAAGAGAGAUUGCCCUAAGGUUUGUGUGAUGCUCAUAGCAAAGGGAGCUCUAGUCAAUGCGACAGAUGGCAAUGGAGACACAUCUCUACAUGUUGCAUUUCAGAAAGGAAAUAUGAACACAGUUGAUGUGUUAGUUGAAAAUGAUUGCAAUGUAGUGAAUGUGUAUGGUGAGACAUUACUGCACUUGGCUUGUAAGAGUCCUGUUGAAUGUGUUGAGUUGUGUGAUAAGUUGAUAUCACAUGGAGUGAACCCUCAUAUAGCUGACAGAGAAGGAAACUUACCUUUACAUGUUGCUUUGAAGAACAGACUUGCUAAGACAUUUGGCUGUUUGCUUCAAAAGUCAGGUGAAGCCAUAUUAGAUGACUUACAGAAGGCGACUAUUGAUAAAGAAGAUCUUGAGGCCAUUUUCAGUAGUGCUCAUAAAGCCAAUGACAUUAAUGCUUGUCGUCAUAUUAUUAAAUUUAGUGCCAAGUUAGACUCUUCAAAUAGAUUAUCUCUGAGAGCACUAAACUGUCAUACAACAAUAGGAUACUCACUCAUUCAGAGAGCAGUGAGAGAGCAGGAUAUUACUUUUUGUCAGCAUUUGAUUGAUCAUGGAGCAUCUGUAAAUGCAGAUGUACCUCACAGCAAUCGAGAUCAUAUUUUUAAUGACCCUCCUCCUUUACAUUUAGCAGUAAAGCUGGGAGAUACAGAUUUAUGUCGUUUAUUGAUAGAACACGGUGCUACUAUUGAGCCCAAGAUGAGAGGCAGAAUAGGUCCAUUGCAUUUAGCUGUUGUUAAUGAGCAGAAAGAUGUAGCAAGACUUCUUCUGUCUCAUGGCGCUGAUUUGAGUAAAGUUGAAAUUAGUGGAGAAUCUGCUUUGAAGAGAUUAGAAACACGAGGAAAUGUCAAAAUGGCAUCAAUCAUUCAGGCUACUGAAACAUUUCCUGAAGAGAUUGUGUCUCAAGGAGAGACAGCAUUGCGUAUCUAUGUGUCAAGUUGUGAUGAGGGAUCAGCAGUGGAUGUGUUUUUACGUGUUGAUGUUGUUGGUCGUGAUGGUGCCGGUAAGACGAGCUUAACAAAAUCUCUCACUCUGCAGAAGUUCAAUCUUGAUGAGCCGAGCACAAGAGGAGUGGUGUUUGAUCCAAAGUGUCAGAUUAUUGUGAAGGAAGCAUGUGACUGGACCAACCCUCUCACAAGUGCUGACUACACAGAAAUAUAUGAGAAGAAUGUUGUGAUCAAUAUGGCAGAUACACUUGACACACCACAAGUGAAAGAUCAAUAUUUCAAGUCAAAAGAAAGUGAACAGCCAAAGAGAUGGAAAUGCAGACGUGUUGCAAGCAAAUCAUCAAAGCAGAAGUCACAUGAGCAAGCUGCUCCUGUUGGCAUGGAACUUUCACUGCCUCGUGUACCACUUAAUGGUUUUUCUCAGGAGUUGCCCAUUACUUCUAAAAAACCAACAACUUCAGCACUUCCACCACCAUCUGUUGCAUCAGAUUUGUUGGUGUCAUCACAAACGUCGUCAAAUUUGUUGCCAGUUGAUGACUCUAGAUAUUUGUCUGACAUCCCAGUCACAAAUGCAAAAGCAUCAGGUGGUACAGGCUUGCUUGUUGCUACAGCAUGUCCCGUGUUAGAUCAGAUUGAAUCAGAUUUUAGAAAUGUUGACAAUAUAGUUGUCGAAAGAGACAGCAAAUCUAUGGCAGGAAGAUAUUCGUUUGAUUUACACAGCAGUCAGGAAAGUAAAGCAAUAGACCAGCAGACUAGCAUUCCAACUGCAAAUUUCCAAUCGGCAGGAAUAAAUGCAACACAAGUGACAUCGAUAUUACCUGGCAGUGUUGACGCUUCUUCUACUGAGAAUACAACUACUCUACCUCAACACAUUCAAGAAAGGGUUUCUAAGAUUUUGAGAGACCGAAAGUCUCAUCAAAAGGCUAAGAAAGAAAUCAUGAUUACUGUGUUGGACUAUGCUGGUCAGAAUGUGUUCUAUGUCACACAUCAUUUGAUCAUGUCUAAAGCUGGUUUUAUGUACAUCGUGUUUAAUGCUUCUCUACCAAUGGAUGGCAAGACUCCAUGUCAGUUUCGCUCAGAAGAUGGAAAAAUUAUCCACAUUCCUUUGUUUGAUAACGAAACAAACUUUGAUCGAUUGGAAGAGUGGGUAUCAGGUGUUCAUAUCAUGGAAGGCGAUCAGUCACGUCGUAUCAUGAUAUUUGAGAAAGUAGGAAUCAGAUCACCUGCCAUGUUUCUAGUAGGAACGCAUGUUGAUGAGCUAAAGGAGCAACCAGGGAUGAUGGAGAAACAGGACGCAUUCAUAAGGAAGAAACUGGAGGGCACAGUGCUGGCAGAGCAUAUCAUAUGGGCAUCUAAAGAUGUAAUGUGUUUCUAUGUGGAUAACACAGUGACAGAUCCAGACAGUGGAGUCGUAGAUCCACAGGUGAAAUUACUUCGUCAGAAGACAGAGGAUGUGGCUCACAAGGUGGCCCAACAUCACAGAUUGCCCAUCAGAUGGCUCAAGUAUGAGCAGAAGGUACGAGAAGUGAAAGUCUCUUAUCCAACAAAGAAGACGACAACUGUUGAUGAAUUACUGCAGCUUGCCAUGAAUGCUGCUGGAAUCAAAAGUCGAGAGGAGCUGUUGGUGUUGCUGCAGUAUUUGAGUAGUCGUGCAGUGUUGAUGUAUCAUCCCAUGGCAUUGAAGAGUGGAGAUGAUGAAGAAGUCGUGUUAGAUGUGGAAUGGUUUGUAUCACAGCUGCAGAAAGUGAUCACCAUAUACAUGGAAGGUGAUGUUCCUCCCAUGUUAUGGAAUGAUGUAAAACGCAGCAAAGAGAAAGGCAUCAUGACAAUGUCUCUUGUGAGACAUCUUUUAUCAGAUGCCGGUUCUGCUCAACGUCUCAUUGUGUCACUGAUGAGGCACUAUGAUUUGCUGUGUGAGUAUUCUGUUUUGGAAGAGGAGAAUCUGAAGACAGCAAGUGAUUACCAGGAUUUUCUUAGUCUGGAAGGAGGAGGUGAAUCACAUUGUGAAGUCAAACGAGACGUGUUUGAGAGUAAGUCUUGCUUCAUUCCUUGUCUUUUGGAGCAUGCGGCUGGUCUUGAGUCAUGCAAGAUGAAUGAUGAGCUGAAGUCAUUGCCCCUCAUCUUGUCAUCUGCUCCCAUUCGCAUUCCUCAGCCAUUAUUCUACAGAGUACUGACUCUUCUCUGUAAACGGUUUCGCCGCUUGGCAGUUAUUUAUCGCAAUGUGGGCUACUUCCACAUCUAUCCUGGUCAUCGACUGGAGUUUGCUCUCAAUAGAUACAACUUUCAAAUGACUGUGUUGUCAGAGACACACGCUCCUCUCAAUGCCAAGGUGUGUGUUGCUGUUCGUAAGUGGAUUGUUGAUGUUGUUGACAAGGCAAAACAGCAAGGAAUGCCGGGAUUGACGUUGCAGUUGGGAUUUGAAUGUGAUGUGCCCACAUUGAAGUCAUCUAACAUUGAGUUCAUCUCUCUGGAUGGAUAUCAACAAUCUCGUUUUCAGCUCUACAGCAAUGUGACAAAACGAGAAGUUCAACCUCCUUCCAGUCUUUCCCUUUGGUAUCCACAACUCGAACGCUCUCAAACUGAAAUAAUGUCAACAGCUUGUGCCUCUCGAAUAUCACAACAUGACACCGUAAGCUAUGAUACACCAGUGGAGUCUCUCAUUGAUGAAACAACUGCAAAUUGCUUGCUAGAAGUAUCUAAACUUCUAGAUGAAGAUGAUGAUUUAGGAGACGACUGGAGGAGGUUAUGGUCUGAGCUGUUAAACAGACCUCUUAAUGAAGACGUGGUGAGCAAGAAGUGUGUGAGCCCCACUCUUUAUGUGCUAAAGCGAUGGUGCAAGAUGGUAAUUCCUAACGAAGCUACACUAGGACGACUGAUAAAGGCUCUUAGUGCAAUAUACCGAAAUGAUGUUGCUCGUGUACUACAAAGACACGUAGAUAUACCACAGCAAGAUGUGACACCUGAGGAGUUAAAUCAUCUUGUUGACAUGAUAGAAGGAUGUUGGCAACAGUUUGCUUCAGUUCUUGCACCCAACCUGUUUAAAGUCACAGGAAAAAUUGCUGCCAUAAAACAAGAUUAUCCUACUUCUGCACUCCAAGCUAAAGCUAUGUUGGAAAUUUGGUGUGACCAACUUGGUGCUAAAUCCCAGCGACACUUACUUAUUGGUGCAUUAAUUCAACAAGGACUAAGAUCUCAGGCAGAUGCUGUGUUUGGAGUAGAAGUUGUGAAGGAGAUCUUGAAAGGUACAAGAACAAGUGGCAAGACAGACUGAUGAGGUAUAGUGCCAUGAUAUUGAAAUGUGUGUGAACUUUGUAACAACAAACUGAUUGUUACUCAGACUAGACAAGAGCGUCUGCAUACACUCAGUGACGAGACAACAUAGGAUCUGUUGUUCAUAACUUGACAUAUGACGGGCUUCAUUCAAGUCUUGAUACCAAGAAUGCAAGUCUUGAACAGCAAGAUUCUAUAGCUCUAAUGAAUUAAGAUAGAAAACGACUGUCGUACGUGUCAAUAUUAUAAACUGUAGUACAGUGUACAUAUGUGGUGAUGAACGUAUGGUAAAUGCAAGUAGAAAUAUUGCAGUUAAUGUUUGAGUGGCACAUGUUGUACUGCCAAUCAGUAUGUAUAAUACAACAGAAUGCAGUUUAGAAUACUGUCCAUCUACUGACAUAUGAAGUAGCAGGCCAUCUGUCCAUGUUGGGUUUACAUGGAGGUCUCGGAUGACCACACAGGAUGUACAUACCAAUACACCAAUACAACGUCAGCCGUUGGGUCACAUUCUGCAGUGCUUCUGCUGGACGAUCGCAGGAUUGCCAUCUUCUACAUGCCAUCCUGAGAUGCAGUAGAAAUAUUGAU
Messenger RNA from Corticium candelabrum, 5702 nucleotides. RefSeq lists its product as uncharacterized. Gene Ontology annotation, biological process: protein localization to ciliary inversin compartment; signal transduction. Bases 1 to 5118 code for a protein of 1705 amino acids. The record is from RefSeq and is a predicted model, not a curated record. The transcript is spliced from 8 exons. Lineage: Eukaryota; Metazoa; Porifera; Homoscleromorpha; Homosclerophorida; Plakinidae. Gene Ontology annotation, molecular function: protein binding. Gene Ontology annotation, cellular component: ciliary inversin compartment.